AUGGGAAUACAACAAGCACUAGCUUUGUACCCGCCUGCCAAACAGCGCCUCUCUGCAGUCAUAAAUACCCAGCGAGUAAAAUCCCUGAUUGAUUCCCUGACGCUGGAGGAGAAAAUCCUCAAUCUUGUCGAUGCUUCAGCCGGAUCUGAGCGUCUCGGCUUACCAUCGUACGAAUGGUGGAAUGAAGCAACGCACGGAGUCGGCUCUGCACCAGGUGUCCAAUUCACCGAAAAACCAGUCAAUUUUAGUUAUGCCACUAGUUUUCCGGCACCAAUCUUGACCGCGGCAUCCUUUGAUGACGCUCUAGUUCGUGAAAUAGCUAGUGUAAUCGGCAGGGAAGGACGCGCUUUUGGAAAUAACGGGUUUUCUGGGUUUGAUUUCUGGGCACCGAAUAUCAAUCCUUUCAGAGAUCCUCGGUGGGGGAGAGGACAGGAGACUCCCGGUGAGGAUAGUUUUGUUGUGCAGAGCUAUAUUCGCAAUUUCAUUCCGGGACUUCAGGGUGAUGAUCCGGAGGACAAGCAGGUUAUAGCUACAUGCAAGCACUACGCUGCUUAUGACCUGGAAACGGGAAGAUACGGAAACGACUAUAAUCCUACCCAGCAGGAUCUGGCUGAUUACUUCCUGGCUCCAUUCAAGACCUGCGUUCGUGACACCGGAGUAGGGAGCAUCAUGUGUGCAUACAAUGCAGUUGACGGCAUCCCAACCUGCGCGAGUGAAUACCUCCUUGACCAAGUAUUGAGAAAACAUUGGAAUUUCACUGCAGACUACAACUACGUUGUAUCUGACUGUGGAGCGGUUACAGAUAUCUGGCAGUAUCACAACUUCACUGAUACCGAAGAAGCUGCUGCAUCUGUAUCUCUCAACGCCGGCGUAGAUUUGGAAUGUGGUUCUUCGUACCUCAAGCUCAAUGAAUCACUUGCUGCAAAUCAGACCACGGUGCAGGCAUUGGAUCAAGCGUUAACAAGACUGUACUCGGCAUUGUUUACCGUCGGGUUCUUUGACGGUGGGAAGUACACUGCUCUCGGUUUCGCGGAUGUUUCGACCCCUGAAGCGCAAUCUCUCGCCUACGAAGCUGCGGUCGAAGGCAUGACGCUCCUCAAAAAUGACAAAAGGCUCCUCCCUAUACGUUCCUCGCAUAAAUACAAGAGUGUGGCAUUGAUUGGACCUUUCGCAAACGCCACGACUCAGAUGCAAGGUGAUUAUUCUGGUAUUCCGCCGUUCUUGAUUAGUCCACUGGAAGCGUUCAAAGGCCAUGACUGGGAGGUCAACUAUGCCAUGGGCACAGGAAUCAAUAAUCAGACCACGACUGGAUUUGCUUCCGCACUCGCAGCAGCAGAGAAAUCGGACUUGGUGAUCUACCUAGGCGGCAUUGACAACUCCAUCGAGGCCGAAACACUGGACCGCACCUCGCUUACUUGGCCUGGAAAUCAACUCGACCUCGUCACACAGCUAUCGAAACUCCACAAACCUCUAAUCGUUGUCCAAUUUGGCGGCGGACAGCUCGAUGACAGUGCCCUGCUGCAGAAUGAAGGAGUCCAAGCUCUGGUUUGGGCCGGAUAUCCAAGCCAAAGUGGCGGCUCUGCUCUACUAGACGUCCUUCUAGGCAAAAGGUCAAUCGCUGGUAGAUUGCCGGUCACGCAGUAUCCAGCCAGUUAUGCCGAUCAAGUGAGCAUCUUUGAUAUCAACAUUCGUCCUAAUGAUUCCUAUCCUGGACGAACAUAUAAAUGGUACACGGGAAUGCCCGUGGUUCCGUUCGGAUACGGUCUGCAUUACACGAAAUUCGAAUUUGAAUGGGCGCAGACUCUGAAUCACGAGUACAAUAUCCAACAGCUUGUGGCUUCAUGCCAGUCCACCGGCCCGAUCAGCGACAAUACGCCCUUUACUACCGUCAAAGCCCAUGUGAAAAACAUCGGCCCCGAAGCUUCUGACUACGUCGGCUUGUUAUUCCUUUCAAGCCCCGAUGCAGGCCCAGCACCACGACCAAAUAAAUCCCUGGUAUCCUACUUGCGUCUCCACAAUAUCACAUCCGGAAGUCAAGGAACAUUAGACUUACCUCUCACCCUGGGCUCGAUGGCCAGAGCGGAUGAAAAUGGAAACCUCGUUAUAUUCCCGGGACAUUACAAGAUUGCACUGGACGUAUCGGACAGCCUGACGUUUGAGUUUUCGUUACGUGGAGAUCCGCUAGUAAUAGAUACACUUCCUGUGCCUGAUGCGCAUUAUGAUUUUACGGUUCCGGUUCAUAUUCAACCUCCAUCUACCGAGGCCCAUUCCUGA
This is a messenger RNA of Talaromyces stipitatus ATCC 10500, 2274 nucleotides long. RefSeq lists its product as uncharacterized. NCBI's taxonomy places the organism in Eukaryota, Fungi, Ascomycota, Eurotiomycetes, Eurotiales, Trichocomaceae. The record is from RefSeq and is a predicted model, not a curated record. Bases 1 to 2274 code for a protein of 757 amino acids. Gene Ontology annotation, cellular component: plant-type cell wall. The transcript has 2 exons. Gene Ontology annotation, biological process: xylan catabolic process; arabinan catabolic process. Gene Ontology annotation, molecular function: alpha-L-arabinofuranosidase activity; xylan 1,4-beta-xylosidase activity.